Messenger RNA from Aspergillus ochraceoroseus IBT 24754, 714 nucleotides. RefSeq lists its product as uncharacterized. The coding region runs from base 1 to 714 and encodes 237 amino acids. The record is from RefSeq and is a predicted model, not a curated record. The transcript is spliced from 2 exons. NCBI's taxonomy places the organism in Eukaryota, Fungi, Ascomycota, Eurotiomycetes, Eurotiales, Aspergillaceae.
AUGGAGCUAUUUCAGACCACCCAUCUACACGUGGACGGCCAGAACCUGGCAAUAAGAAAUAUCGAGCAACUACAUCCCCAGCGGAUUACAGUGCACCGUGUGACACUUGAGCCAAAGUCCAACUUUGGGACACUGAUAAUUAAACAACAAAAGGAUGGGUGGAAUAACGAAUUUGAGGCCGAGAAGGAAGCGUACCAGAGACUAAGCAGUCUCCAAGGGGACGUGAUUCCGAGCCUCCUCGGCGAGUGUCGAUUUAAUGGGCACCCGGCACUCAUUCUCUCCGAUGUAGGUGGGGCCACUCUUCACCAAAUCGCUCGAAGCGACUUCAAAGUCUCAGAUGAAGUUUUGAGGGCAUCACUUGAAACCGCGCUCAAAACUCUGUAUCGCCAUGGUGCUGAAUAUUGGGAUCAGAAAUUAGAUAAUUUCAUAUUCAGCGACGGGAAAGUGGUAAUAGUUGACCUUGAACAAAUCCAGUUCCGGGAAGACCCAGGCCAGUGGGAGGAACACGUGAAUUUCGGCGGCAUAGGCUCACUCAUGGAAUAUUUCCGCUCUGCUCGAAAUCCACACCGAGUACAGUCUCCGGUUCUCAUCCCUCUCCCACCACCACGUCCGAAAAAACAUAUACAAAUUUGGGAAAUUUGGGAACUUGAUAGAACUAGUGAAAUGUCUGUUGUCGAUAUUAGUCCCUCUUUGCCUACCUCCGGUAGCCUUUAG